Molecule: messenger RNA, 1066 nt
Organism: Colletes gigas
Lineage: Eukaryota; Metazoa; Arthropoda; Insecta; Hymenoptera; Colletidae
Gene: Jhbp2
Product: protein takeout-like
Exons: 4
Coding region: 1-906 (301 amino acids)
Source: RefSeq, a predicted model, not a curated record
AUGUCAAGGUGCUAUAAGGCCAGGCGCAUCCCUGCUGGCCGGUCAUUCCACGCGAAGAAAUUCGAUCGACUCGUGCCGGACGCCGAACAGAAAAUACCGGUCUUCUUCGAGCAUCAUCUGGGUCUGGAUCAGCGAUCGCGAUCGACGAUGACGAGGUACAGCCUGCUCGUGUGCGCGUGUGCGUUCCUGCUCGGCGUCCAGGCGAUCGGCAGGUACCAGGGCCUGGAGUUUUUGGAACCUUGCUCCAGAAGGGAUCGUAACAUCGAGAGUUGCCUAGCGAGGUCCGCCAACGCCCUCACCGAACAUUUCCGUCACGGUUUGCCACAGUUAGGCUAUCCAGAAGUGGAACCGAUCAUCCUGGACGAGCUGCACAUAGCUCUGGGCGGAGGGCCCGAUGGUUACAGGGCCCAAUUCAAGGACGUUGCCGCGAAAGGAGUCUCGUCUUUAAGAGUGACCGGGCUGAGGGCCAGGUUAUCCGAGGAUGAGGUGCAAUUGCAACUGGCCCUGAGCAUUCCUAAAAUAAGAGCUGCGGCCAAGUACAGGUCGAGCGGGACUCUGAUCCUCGUGAAAGCCAGCGGUGCUGGGGACUAUUGGGGCGAAUACGAGGGCGUCAAGGCCAAAGUUUUUAUCAGAGCGAAGCCGUUUCUGAUACAGGGUCGUCGUUACUUGAGAUUGCAACAGCUCAAGAUGGACUUCAGCGUGCAAAACAUCAGAAUGGGAGUCGAAAACGUUCGCGACAGCAACGCUAUAAUACUUGCCGCGCUGAACCUGUUCAUAAAUACCAAUAGUCAGGAAUUGCUGAAGGAAAUGAAACCGGAUCUUAGGCGGAAAUUGGUCCAAGUCAUGACAACCUUCGUCGAGAAGAUCUUUGCUCAAGUACCAUACGACGCCUGGAUAAUGGAUUAAAUUAACCAGAGUGGCGUCUAAUACGUUAAUGGUUUUACAUUGUUUCAUUCUCAUCGGUUAAACAUUUGCCUCGACGCGGAACACGAAAGGAUAAAGGGUUUAAAUAAUAAGAGUUCGCCGCCAUUUUUCUUUUGUUUUAAAAUUAGAUUAAACUGGAUAA